Molecule: messenger RNA, 504 nt
Organism: Opisthorchis viverrini
Lineage: Eukaryota; Metazoa; Platyhelminthes; Trematoda; Opisthorchiida; Opisthorchiidae
Exons: 1
Coding region: 1-504 (167 amino acids)
Source: RefSeq, a predicted model, not a curated record
AUGUCGUCGUCACUGGGAUUCGGUAUUGCCCAGGAAACACUGACUGAUAUUCGUGCCCCAUCCAUCUAUGACGAUACGAAUAAUACGUUUAUUUCCCAGCUCUUCAUUUGUGCCGUACAACCGCCGUAUUCCUACUUUUGCGUUUGGCAUCCGUCGUUCACCAUUCCUAGAAACAUCGACACCCCUAUACUCCUUUUCCACAUCUUACAUGUUUGCACUAUUUCUGUCGAACGUUCACCAAUUUCGCUCCGUUUGCCAGCAAAAUCUUCAAAAUCUGCAACACUAAUGCUCUUACCAAUCUUCCCUGUCCACUGUCUCCAAGCGUCUAGUGGUGUCACAAGCCGCUCCGAUCUCGCAGGAUGUAAAGUUGUUGAAGCCUCUGCUUCGUCCCACAAUAACUUCGGUGCAAUUAACAGACCACUUGAAAUAUGCCCAACCCUCAUUCGCACAACACUGUACAAAAUCGGGCAUCCUAUGUCCCGCCCACGUAUGAAGCAGACGUAG